Cadophora gregata is the source of this 2343-nucleotide messenger RNA. RefSeq lists its product as uncharacterized. Bases 866 to 1930 code for a protein of 354 amino acids. Gene Ontology annotation, biological process: glycerol transmembrane transport; water transport. The transcript is spliced from 9 exons. Gene Ontology annotation, molecular function: water channel activity; glycerol channel activity. Gene Ontology annotation, cellular component: plasma membrane. Lineage: Eukaryota; Fungi; Ascomycota; Leotiomycetes; Helotiales; Ploettnerulaceae. The record is from RefSeq and is a predicted model, not a curated record.
UAUCAAUUCGAUUACUACGUUGGUUACCAGUCUGGUACACACGCACGACUAUCGGCGCCAUCUACUAGGACAGGUGUUGAAAGUGCUGCUGUCUAGUAUCUGCUGAAAGCUCUAUGCCCUGCUGUUCUUUCCAAUUUCAUCACAUCGAUCUGUCAUGUCAAGGAGAGAAAGAUUACUCGGGGCAAACAAAUGUCAUCUUAUCUCUGUCCAGUCACUAGCUGGCUAUUUUCAAGGUUCUCGACAGUCUCGUACCGCCACGGUAAACUAAAUGUUGGUAUAUCGUGUGGUUGGGCGGAAUGCCGCCGACGAUGCCUAGAUGAAGGCCCAUUUUGAGUCAAGAUUAGCCCCAUGUCACGUUGCUCACCUGUCAGUUCAAUGCUUUGAACAGGAUAUCCUUGUAUCCUGCAGACUGCCCCCGAUCAGUAGCAGACCAGCAGACUUCUUGUCCUGUUGUGCUAAGUUGGGUGGCCAGAUCCGUCUGGCUCAAGAUUUGCUCUUCGGAGCGCUUUUUCUCGCUAUCAUCGCGCAUCUUCUUACCCCAUCUCACGCUAUGAUUAAACUCUUCCUUCUCCACUCCAGCUAUCUCCUUGAAAGAAAAACUGGAGUCGGUGUAUUUCCAAUUAAGGGAACGCCUUUCUUUGACCUGUGAAUGCCUGGCAUUCCACGGCAGCUACCACCGUCUUACACAAUUGGACCCUUUCUAUAUCUAGUUCCGGAGCAGCCAUCUUCUUUUACCUGUCAAGCUGUCGAUCACCGUUAGAAGCAAUCCAGAUCAUCAACCCUUAUAUGACCUUCUCAAGUCUUUGUUCAACUUCAACAUUCCUCUGAUAUCGACAUUCUCCAACGUUCCAACCUUCAAACCAACAUGGCAGACACAAAGCCAACUUCGAUGCCUAGUCCGGCAGUUUCUCACGACGAGUAUGCAGCUCAUCUCAACGACCACGCCGAAUCUUCACACUCAGCACAAAAGGAGCCUCUAAACGAGAAGGAGAUUCAAGAGGCGUACGGAGAACAUGGUCCUGGGAUUGAUCAUGACAUUCCACAGAAGGAUGCCAUUCAAGCUCGACCAGAUCUUUGGUGGAGUCGUAUGCGCCAUCGAUUCCGCGAGCCUCUCUCUGAGUUCUUUGGUGUUUUCAUCCUGAUCUUAUUCGGCGAUGGAGUCGUCGCUCAAGUUGUUCUCAGUCGAGGCACGAAAGGAGACUAUCAAUCGAUCUCUUGGGGAUGGGGUAUCGGCGUCAUGUUAGGAGUCUACGCAUCAGGGGUCAGUGGCGCACACAUCAACCCGGCCGUCACGUUUGCAAACUGCGUCUACCGCAAAUUUCCAUGGCGCAAGUUCCCCAUUUACAUGCUUGCGCAAAUCCUAGGAGCCUUUUGCGCCUCGGGCGUUGUGUAUGCAAACUACAAAUCCGCCAUCAACCAAUACGAAGGCGGGCCCAACAUCCGCACCGUCCCGGGCUUCAGCGAGAACGCCACCGCCGGCAUCUUCUGCACCUACCCAGCCGAGUUCAUGACCCGCACGGGCAUGUUCUUCUCGGAGUUCAUCGCCUCGACCAUCCUCAUGUUCUGCAUCUACUCUCUACAAGAUAACGGGAACCUGGGAGCGGGGAACCUUACGCCGCUGGGAUUGUUCUUUGUCAUUUUUGGGAUUGGGGCUUGUUUUGGGUGGGAGACGGGGUAUGCGAUUAAUCUGGCGAGGGAUUUCGGUCCUCGUCUGAUGUCCUAUGCCCUUGGCUACGGUCACGAAGUCUGGUCCGCAGGAAAGUACUACUUCUGGAUCCCUAUGGUAGCGCCAUUCCUUGGAUGCUUGUUUGGUGGAUGGUUGUACGAUGUAUUCAUCUUCACUGGAGACUCACCAAUCAACACUCCAUGGUGGGGAUUCAAGCGUAUGUUCGGCAUGAGCUCGAAGAAGGUCAAAUCGUCGCAUGUUUGAGUCUGAGUGGAAGCGAUGAAAAGCCACCGCACCGCUGAACGUAUACUACGCUUCCUGUGGACGAACGAACUUGAUGGAUACCAUGACUUGAAUGAUAUGACGAGUUGAACUCAUUGUUGAAAGAUUGACCUUGAAUGAGAGAUGGAUGGCCGGGAUGAUUGUCAUAAGCUUUUGGUGCGCUAUAGUAGCUGGUUGAGAGCGAGGAGGUUGGGUGGCGUCUUAGGCGAAUUUUCAUCGUACGUGAUGGUGGAGUGGAGUUUCGCAAAUUUCUCGGAUGGUUUGGAUGAGUGCAAAUGCUAUCAUUGUUAUCCACUGUGGGCGGGCGUCUGGAAAUGAUUUAGGGACAGUGGUGUCUUGGGGAAAUACCUAAGUAGUGACGGUAGAUAAAAUGAAAAGUAAAAAUUGACCUAAAA